Molecule: messenger RNA, 2328 nt
Organism: Lutzomyia longipalpis
Lineage: Eukaryota; Metazoa; Arthropoda; Insecta; Diptera; Psychodidae
Exons: 4
Coding region: 205-909 (234 amino acids)
Cellular component (GO): nucleus
Molecular function (GO): exonuclease activity; nucleic acid binding
Source: RefSeq, a predicted model, not a curated record
AGGAGAAUCUCCAUUUUGUAUUGUUUAUUCAACUAUUCUCGGAAUUCCAAUAAAACCGCCACAUUUUCACGUAUUGACUUCUAUCAGAUCUGACGCAAUAAUUUACUCCAAGACGCGCACAAAGUUUUUCCUUUGAAGCUUAAAGGCCUUAAAGGUUUGUCUUUCCUUUUGAAAAAGUUCAGUGCACAAAGGAAAAGCCAAAAGAUGCUAAAUUUUAAUAUGAUGGACUUGUUUGAGCGGAUUGACGGGCGUGUAGCUCAUGAAGUCGCAAGAGAAUAUGCUGCACCUAAAAGCCGUUUGAUGAAACGUGGCUUUCCGUGUACUACGCGAUCUGGGAAGAACCCAAAAAAGGGUUUUGAGGGUUGUGCUAGAACCCUCCCACGGAUGAAUUAUGUUCCAACGAGGAAGGACAUCUACGCCCUUGACUGUGAGAUGUGCAUCACUACGGCGGGGAAAGAACUCACCCGGAUCACUGUUGUCAACAUAAAUGAGGAGGUCGUGAUGGAUCAUCUUGUGAAGCCUAAAAAUCGCAUAAUUAACUUUAACACCAAGUAUUCUGGGAUAACAAAAAAGAUGAUGGCCACUGCUACAGAAAAUCUAGCUUCCGUCCAAGCCAAAGUUCUUGCAUUGUUCCACUCUGAAACAAUUAUUGUUGGACAUGGGCUUGUUAAUGACAUGCGGUCACUAAAGCUUAUUCAUGGAGUAUUCUUUGACACCGAAUUCAUCUACACUGCCCCAACGGGCCCCAGAUCGCUGAAGGACAUCUGCAAGGCCAAACUGAAGAAGGAUAUUCAAGUAAAUGAAGGUGGGCACGAUAGUGUUGAGGAUGCUGUAACAGCAAUGAAGUUGUUCAAGUACUUCAUGAGCAGGGCAAAGCGCCGUAGGCGAAUAAUGGAGGAAAUCUUGUAAAACAAUUACUUCGUUAACUAUCCUUCAAGAAGAGAAGUAAGGAUUGCAUUUAAAACAUUCUUUAAUUAUUCUUUAGUUACUAAACUAUUCUGAGUCUAUGAAAUAAUUAACUGUAUCAGAAAUAAAAUUUAAAAUGAAAUAUAAAAAAAAUCCUAUUUAUGCCACAUGCUCCCCUAUUUCAUUGAAUAACUUAAAAAAUCCUUUGAAUUGCACUUCAAAAUUGUAUUUUGCACCACACUCAACAUACUUACAUAAGCUUACUCCCCAAAAAGGGAUGUUGUGAUAAAAUGGAAUGCAAGAGACGUCGAGGAUGAAGACAAAUUCAAAGUGUCGUGAAUUUGCUCUUCAAACUUGAAUGCAAUUUCACAUCAAAUCGAUUUAGUGUCACGAAUAAUGUUGGAAAUUGCAUGUGAGAAGUUUAAAGUGAUGACUUUCACCUUUCUCCUCCCCUUUCCAUUAUAUUCCUCUUCUGCAUGAAAGAUUGUCCUCCCUCAGGAACCACCCAAUUUAACAGGGGAGGGAUGAUUUUUUUUGUGUGGAGCGUCUGUAAAGGGCUGAAAAAAAAUGGAAUCAUGUCUAUGAGAUAUGACACACUUCCGGGGAUUUUUUUUAACAUUCAAACGUAUCCUCUUGAAAGUCAAUCGAUGGUCCUCUUGGGGAUGGAGAAUUUUUGACCUAUAGUUUUGGGGGUGUGAAAAAAACUCACCCCGUGACGCAAUUUAUUAUCUCACUCAUGCGGAGUUUUUGAUAUUGCGCACCCCUCCAUCCGGGAAAUAAAUGGUUGGACAUUUCUGUUACCAAUCUGCCUCAAUAAAGCGAAAUUUAUCAAAGGCGGUUUCUGGCCAACAAAAUAUCGCAUGAAUGCCAUUUUCACCAACAAUUUGUUCAAUUUUGCUCUAAAAUUCACAUUUAUUUGUAAUAAUUCACGUAGAAAAUUUGUGGAAUGUGCUUUGGACGAAAUUAGCCUUUCUCUGUCUCUCUUUACCAACCACUCUUCAUCCUGUGAAGUAGAGCUUUCCUCGAGGUUGUUUUGUAUGAAUAUUUGCAAUGCUAAUUGCAAAGAAAUUGCAUAAUCCAGAGGGAAGUUUGCAAAAGGAAAUGUUCCUCUUUUUACCCCCUUAUUCCACACCAUAAUAUUUACUUGUUAGCCCAUUCCCUUUAUGCAAGGCACCAGUGUGGAAGCAAUAAAGUGAGGAAUUUAUGCUGCUCUUGCAUUCUAUGGUUACAUUGUCUCUGUGCCAUCAAGUUGCAGUUAAUUCGGUCUGUUAGGGUACAAAGUAGCAAUAUUGAUGAUUUAUUAUCGUGUGGGGUAAAUAAUUGAUAGUUAGAGCUAGCUAGUCUAAAGUUAACUACUCUAACGUGCCAAUGAGAGGGGAUUUUUGGUUUAAUUAUGUAUUUAAUAAAAAAAAUUAAUUUUAA